GCUUGUUGGAGCUGAGCUAUUGUCCAACAGCGGCCAGACCCCAAGAAGGAAAGAGCACGGACUCAGCUACCUCUGCGCCCAGCUCCGCCGGAGCCAGCCCGAGCCCCCAGCACCAUGACCUUCUCAGAGAUUCUGGAUCGUGUGGGCAGCAUGGGCCCUUUCCAGUACCUGCACGUGACCCUGCUCGCACUCCCAAUCCUUGGCAUGGCCAACCACAACCUGCUACAGAUCUUCACGGCCACCACCCCUGCCCACCACUGCCGCCCAUCCCCCAAUGCCUCAGCCGAGCUCUGGGUGCUCCCCAGGGGCCUGAAUGGAAAGCCUGAGAAAUGCCUCCGUUUCAUUCACCUGCCCAACACCAGCCUGCCCAAUGAGACCCACGGAGCCACGGAGCCCUGUCUGGAUGGCUGGGUCUACAAUAACACCAUGGACACCAUUGUGACGGAGUGGGAUUUAGUGUGCAGCUCUGGCAAACUGAAAGAGAUGGCCCAGUCUAUCUUCAUGGCGGGCAUACUGAUUGGAGGUCCCGUGUUUGGAGAACUCUCUGACAGGUUUGGUCGGAAGCCCAUCCUGACAUGCAGCUACCUACUGCUGGCGGCCAGCGGCUCGGGAGCUGCCUUCAGCCCCACCCUCCUAGUCUACAUGCUGUUACGCUUCCUGUGUGGCUGUAGCAUCUCCGGCAUUACCCUCAGCACUGUCAUCUUGAAUGUGGAGUGGGUCCCCACUUGGAUGAGGGCCAUCUCGUCUACAGCAAUCGGGUACUUCUACACCUUUGGCCAGUUCAUUCUGUCCGGCCUGGCCUAUGCUGUCCCCAAGUGGCGCUGGCUACAGUUCACUGUGUCUGCUCCCUACUUCAUCUUCGCCCUGUCAUCGUGGUGGACCCCAGAGUCUAUCCGCUGGAUGGUCCUGAAUGGAAAGUCUUCCAAGGCCCUGAAGACGCUCCGGCGAGUGGCUGCCUACAAUGGCAAGAAGGAGGAAGGGGAAAAGCUCAGCUUGGAGGAGCUGAAACACAACCUACAGAAGGACAUCUCCUUGGCCAAGGUGAAGUAUGGCUUAGCUGACUUGGUCCGGAUACCCACCCUGCGCCGCAUGACCUUCUGCCUCGCCAUAGCCUGGUUUUCCACUGGUUUUGCCUACUACAGUUUGGCUAUGGGGGUAGAAGAAUUUGGAGUCAACCUCUACAUUCUCCAGAUCAUCUUUGGCGGAGUGGACAUCCCAGCCAAGUUCGUCACCAUCCUCUCUAUAUCCUAUCUGGGCCGGCGCAUCACUCUGGCUGCUGUCCUGCUCCUGGCGGGAGUAGCCAUCUUGAGUCUCAUCUUUGUGCCUUUAGACAUGCAGAUGGUGAGGACAGCAGUGGCCGUGUUUGGGAAGGGAUGCAUGUCCAGCUCCUUCAGCUGCCUCUUCCUCUAUACAAGCGAACUCUACCCCACAGUCAUCCGACAAACAGGUAUGGGUGCCAGUAACCUAUGGGCCCGAGUGGGCAGCAUGAUAGCCCCGCUGGUGAAAAUCACUGGUGAGGUGCAGCCUUUCAUUCCCAAUGUCAUCUAUGGGACCAUGGCUCUCCUGGGAGGCCUUGCUGCCUUCUUCCUGCUUGAGACUCUCAAUCGGCCCUUGCCAGAGACGAUUGAAGACUUGGAAAGCUGGGUCCGGCAAGGAAAAGAGACAAAGCAGGAGUCAGAAGCAGAAAAGGCAUCCCAGAAGAUUCCUCUGAAGCUUGGUGGAUCAAGCCCGGAUCCCAGCUGAGGACUACAGAAGCCUUCUACUCUUCCCUCCAGAGACAGAUCCUAACCAGGAUCCUACCUGCCUCUGAGCUCCUCGGGUACUUCGGGGCGGGGGACGCCUUGGAUGGAUCCAGGGCCCAGGAAUGAAGCUUUCUGAGGCUUCAUCACCACCCCCUCAACCAGAGCCUUCAGUCCAGCCCUGGCCUGUUUGAACUUUUGGCCCUGGGUCUCUUUCCCUAAUCCCUACAUCCUCCCUGCAACCCAGGCCCGGACAUUCUUCUGUCUAUUCCUUCUCUUCCAGCCACUUUCCCCUCUUCUCCUGAGGCCCCUCCAUUCAGUCCAACAGAGAUACUUUCCUCUCUUUUCCCCAAACCUUUCCUUUGGUGGGAAAUUUCAAUAAACAGUGAUAAAGAA
Molecule: messenger RNA, 2135 nt
Organism: Dipodomys spectabilis (banner-tailed kangaroo rat)
Lineage: Eukaryota; Metazoa; Chordata; Mammalia; Rodentia; Heteromyidae
Gene: Slc22a8
Product: solute carrier family 22 member 8
Exons: 11
Coding region: 115-1743 (542 amino acids)
Biological process (GO): transmembrane transport
Cellular component (GO): membrane
Molecular function (GO): transmembrane transporter activity
Source: RefSeq, a predicted model, not a curated record